This is a messenger RNA of Austrofundulus limnaeus, 699 nucleotides long. It is a transcript of the gene barx1, whose product is annotated as BARX homeobox 1. Gene Ontology annotation, molecular function: DNA-binding transcription factor activity, RNA polymerase II-specific; DNA binding. Lineage: Eukaryota; Metazoa; Chordata; Actinopteri; Cyprinodontiformes; Rivulidae. The record is from RefSeq and is a predicted model, not a curated record. Gene Ontology annotation, biological process: regulation of DNA-templated transcription.
UGGUCAAAGCGGAGCAGGGCCUGCUGAAGUUCCCCCUGCCCCCCCUGUCCUGCCCGCUGGCCUCCCCGCUCCUGUCCGCCGCUCCGGGGCUGCAGGUCGGGCCCGCGGGCCGCCACUUGCCGCUGGAGCUGCAGCUGCGCGGGAAGCUGGAGGCCGGAGCGGACGGCGGAGGCCGGACCAAGAAGGGCCGCCGGAGUCGGACCGUGUUCACCGAGCUGCAGCUGAUGGGCCUGGAGAAGCGCUUCGAGAAGCAGAAGUACCUGUCCACACCCGACAGGAUCGACCUGGCUGAGUCUUUGGGCCUCAGUCAGCUGCAGGUGAAAACCUGGUACCAGAACCGAAGGAUGAAAUGGAAGAAAAUUGUCCUUCAGGGAGGGGGUCUGGAGUCUCCCACGAAGCCCAAAGGUCGUCCCAAGAAGAACUCCAUCCCCAGCAGCGAGCAGCUGGAGCAGGACAGGCCGGCUGCAGAGGAGGGCUCCCAGGAGGACUGAGCUGGGCCACGUGGACUCCAACUGGACUGUCAGAACCUGUGGGACUUGCCGGGUCUCUGUAAGGAUUAUAUGGACCUGAAGCGUUGCGGGCCUGGUCCUGCAGCAGCUCUGUUAGUGCUGCUGAGGAACCGCAGACCUCUGCAGCAGGUUUUUAACUCACGUAUGUUUCUGUAACUAUGUUUAAAUAUUAAAUAUAUUUUCACUAAAA